Molecule: messenger RNA, 375 nt
Organism: Podospora anserina S mat+
Lineage: Eukaryota; Fungi; Ascomycota; Sordariomycetes; Sordariales; Podosporaceae
Exons: 1
Coding region: 1-375 (124 amino acids)
Source: RefSeq, a predicted model, not a curated record
AUGGUCGGCAACAAGAUUCGCUGCGAGAACGGCGGCGAGUGGAAGGCCAGAGAGAAGUUUUCCCACAGUGCCCUUCGCAAGUACCAGAAGAAGUUGGGCAACGGCAUUGCCACCCCUGCCCAGUCGACUAUCUCGUGUCUCGAGCACAGCUCUGGCAACAAGGCGCCCGAGAUGAAGUGUGAGGGACCCUGUGAUCGCUGGCGUGAGCUGGACUUUUUCAGCAAGUCCACCCGCCGCAACAAAGUCUACGUAUGUAUUCACCGUCCAUGGUUUUUUUUUUUGGGGGGGGGGGGGGGUGGGGGGAACCUAAGUCCUUGUUCACCAGCACACCUUGACGAUACGAGAGGGGCCAAAUGGCUGUGUGUAGCGAACUGA